This is a messenger RNA of Cuscuta europaea, 3501 nucleotides long. Lineage: Eukaryota; Viridiplantae; Streptophyta; Magnoliopsida; Solanales; Convolvulaceae. The record is from the annotation of a GenBank genome assembly.
AAUAAAUCCAAAUUUGAAACAUCUUCCAACCCUAACCACAAGAUUCCUCUACGGCGGCGGUUCGGGAGGGGGACAGACUGACAAUACUGAAGUUUCUUCUUCUCCUUUCUCCGUAUUCAUAACAUUCUCUGCUACCGAGCAAUCGAAAGUGUAGGAGAAGUCGCAAUGUAACCGAGUGCCGUACUGGUUAACAAUAGACUCCAUUAUUUCUUCUUGCAGUGUUGAGCGGUUGAAGACAAACCUAAGAACAAAAACAAAGCCUACAUGAUGCGCGAGACUGGAAUUCUUUGGCUGCACAAUCCUAGAAUUGGUGGUGAAAAACUAAACCUUACAUGAGGGAAAGGGCGCACAAACUCCAGUAUUUGGGUGACGUGUUUAGUCAAAGUGCAAACAGAUAUUUAUCUCUGCUCGCAACACAGUGGUGGGAAUAUAGUCCCUGUGUUACAAGUGAUAGAUGGCUACGUUGACCCAUAAAUCACCAUUGAUCUUGCCGCCAAGCUCAUCACUGAAUUCAAGGCCUGCACAAUUGCAGAAUGUUCAAUCUGCCAGGGUGUUGACAACCUUCAUAAAACCCACGAUAACCCCUUCCCUUAAAGCAGCCCAUGGAGAAGGAAACUUUGGAGAAGCAUUCACAUCUUUCAGCGAGUUGUUUUCUCAGGGUAAACCAUCUCAAACAUGCUUAGAUAAAGACUACUCAUUGCUCAUCGAAAUAUGUGCUGCCCAGAGGGCACAGUCAUGUGGUAAGCAAAUUCAUGCUCAUGCCCUGAAAGGUAACUGGGUACAUGAUAUAGUAUUCUUGAACACCAAACUUAUAUUUAUGUAUGGAAUGUGUGGGUCGUUGACGGAUGCUAGGAAGGUGUUUGACAGAAUGCCCCAGAGAACUAUUUUCACCUGGAAUGCUAUGGUUGGAUCUUAUGUAAACAAUAGUGAACCUAUGGGAGCAAUUAAGGUAUAUGAGGAGAUGCGGGCUUUAGGAGUUUCCUUUGAUGCACAUACUUUUCCUUGUGUCUUAAAGGCAUGCAGUGAAAUUGGAGAUUUAAGUUGUGGGACUGAGAUUCAUAGUUUAGUUAUAAGAUCAGGCUUUCUAUCCAAUACUUUUAUUUUGAACUCUCUUGUGGAUAUGUAUGCCAAGAGCAAUGAUGUCAGCUCUGCAAGGCUGGUUUUUGACAGGAUGAGUGACAGAGUAGACAUUGUGUCAUGGAAUUCUAUGAUUUCAGCUUAUUCUACGCACGGGAAGACCGAAGAAGCAUCGAGUCUUUUUAUAAAAUUUCUGAAAGCAGGUUUGAAGCCAAGUACAUAUACUCUUGUGGCUGCUUUUCAGGCAUGUAAGGACCAAUUUCUUGGGGAAUUUGGUGUAGAAGUUCAUGCUCUUGUUAUAAAAUAUGGUUAUUCUCUUGAUGCUUAUGUUGCUAAUGCUUUGUUGGUUAUGUAUAUACGGAACAAUAAAAUGUAUGAAGCUUCCACAAUUUUUAAUGGUGUUAGUCAGAAAGACAAUAUUUGUUGGAAUUCCAUGAUAUCUGGUUAUUUACAAAACGGGCUUUUUACUGAAGCGAUCACUUUGUUUCACCAGAUGAAGAAUUCAGGGAGGAAACCUGACUAUGUCUCACUCAUGAGUGUGCUUUCUGCAUCUGGAAGAUUGGAAAAUUUGACGCAUGGAAAGGAAACUCACGCAUUUGCAAUGAGACAUGGUUUGGAUGGUGAAUUACAAAUCGGUAACACUCUUGCAGAUAUGUAUGCGAAGUGUGGUAAUAUAGAUUACAUGGACCGUGUCUUUCAUAGAAUACUCAACAAAGAAAAAGUUUCUUGGACAACUGUCAUUUCUGCAUAUGCGCAGAACAGAUAUCACCACCAAAACGCACUGCAACUGUUCCAGAAAGCUCAGAAGGAAGGAAUUGAAAUUGAUGCAUUGAUGAUUGGAAGCAUCCUCCUUGCUUGCGGUGAGUUGAAAAUCAAUUUAAUGGCUAAACAAAUUCAUGGUUACACAAUUAGAAAAGGUUUAUAUGAUCUCAUUACACAGAAAACUCUUAUUAGUGUUUAUGGGGAUUGUGGGAACUUGGAAUAUGCCAGAAACAUAUUUGUGUUGAUUGAAUUUAAAGAUGUUGUGUCCUUGACUAGCAUGAUGUAUUGUUAUGUACACAAUGGUCUUGCAAAUGAUGCUCUUGACCUUGUGCUCUAUAUGAAAGAAAUGGGUAUGGAAAUGGAUUAUGUUGCAGUCUUGAGCAUGAUCUCUGCUGCUACUACUCUAUCAGUUUUAAGAAAAGGGCGAGAGAUUCAUGGAUACUUAAUUAGAAAAGGCUACCUUUUACAGGGCUCUAUAGCAAGCUCUCUUUUGGAUAUGUAUGCCUGCUGCGGGGCACUUGAGGACUCAAAAAGAAUAUUUUCUAGUGUAAGUGAAGCAGAUCUCGUUCUCUGGACAAGUAUGAUCCACGCAUUUGGAAUGCAUGGACAUGGAGUUGAAGCCAUUGGCUUAUUCAGAAAGAUGGAGGAAGAAAAUAUUAUUCCCGACCAUAUCACUUUUUUGGUUCUUCUUUAUGCAUGUAGCCAUUCAUCACUAGUGGAGGAUGGCAAAAGGAUUUUUAAGAUAAUGGAGAUGAAGUAUAAUUUGGAGCCUUGGCCAGAACACUAUGCCUGUUUGGUUGAUUUGCUUGGUCGUGCAAACUAUUUGGAGGAAGCAUUUCAAACUUUGAAAACAAUGAAAUCAGGACCGACGGAAGCUCUUUGGUGCUCUCUGCUCAGUUCUUGUCACGUACACUCUAACAAAGAAUUAGGAGAUAUUGCUGCAAAGAAGCUUCUAGAUCUGAAGCCUCAGAAUCCUGGAAAUUACGUGCUUGUGUCUAAUGCAUAUGCUGCAAGAGAUAAGUGGGAGGAUGUGGAAGAAGUGAGGUUUACAAUGAAAGGGAUGGGUAUGAAGAAAGAGCCCGCUUGCAGUUGGAUUGAGAUUGGAAAUAAGGUUCACACGUUUGUGGCUCAUGACAAGUCUCACCAAUGCUGUGAUGAGAUUUACCGAAACUUAGCUUAUGUCACCAAGAAAUUGGAGAUGGAGGGAGGCUAUGUUGCUCAAACCAAAUAUGUAUUGCAAAAUGUAGAGGAGAGUGAAAAAGUUGAACUGCUUAAUGGACACAGUGAAAGGCUGGCUAUGGCUUAUGCUCUACUUGUUACACAUGAGAAAACCCCAAUACGUAUCAUGAAGAACCUACGCAUAUGCGGUGAUUGUCAUACUUUCAUCAAGCUGGCUUCGAGAUUCCUUCAACGGGAGAUUAUAGUGAGAGACUAUAAAAGAUUUCACCACUUCAGGAAUGGAGCUUGUUCUUGUGGAGAUUUUUGGUGAAUAUCAGUAUAAACUAGCAGUAAAAGAUAUCUGCUUUUGGGGGGAUAGUUGGCACAUUAAAAUUCUGAUCGGUUGUAAUUGUAAUAGUUCCGUUGUAAUGAGUACAUAACUUUAACGGCUAUGAGUUAUAUGAAGAGUUAAUGACUCAAAUAGGACUAAUAACAAAGUUAAUU